Molecule: messenger RNA, 2066 nt
Organism: Myiozetetes cayanensis
Lineage: Eukaryota; Metazoa; Chordata; Aves; Passeriformes; Tyrannidae
Gene: HAO1
Product: hydroxyacid oxidase 1
Exons: 9
Coding region: 729-1622 (297 amino acids)
Molecular function (GO): oxidoreductase activity; FMN binding
Source: RefSeq, a predicted model, not a curated record
UCUGCAGCCAUGUCUGGAAAACCAGUGUGCCUUGGUGAUUUCGAGGAGUAUGCCAAAACAUUCCUACCCAAAUCCGUGUAUGAUUAUUACCGAUCCGGAGCCGAUGACCAGGAAACACUUGCGGAUAAUGUGGCAGCGUUUUCCAGCUAAAAGCACUUCAGGAAUGUUGUGCCUCAGGACUGACCCUCACAGGUGAGCUUGGAGAUGGCAGUGGCUCCUACCAGGUAACAAGGGUAGUAACCAGGAGGCUGGGGAAGAGGGAGAUGCUCCACAUCCCCUAUGCUUCUCACUGUCUAAAUGAGCAAGAUUUUGAAAGGAUUUUUGUUUUAUUUAUUUUUUUUUCUGGGAAAAGAUGCCUCAGAGCUGAGUGGAAUCCUUCAGAAUGAGGGCUAGGAAGAAAGGAGGAGUUAAAAAAAGUCAAGUUUUCUUUGUUCCACCCUCAGCCCAUCCUCCCCUGAAAAAUAACAAACAUACAAUGGCAUGAAAACAAGUCUGAGGACACACUUGCCCUGUGUGUCUUGGCACUGAACACCUCGGCUGACUCCCCAUGGCCACACAGCUCCUUCCAAGCAUCAUAACUGUCUUUCUCCUCCCUGGGGAGCGUUUCCUGGAGAGCUGGCACGGCCCUGUGCUCCAGGACUUCAGGAAGGUGGCGGCUGUACCCGCGGGUGCUGCGGGACGUGUCGGUGCUGGACGUGUCCAGCUGCAUCCUGGGCCAGCGCGUCUCCAUGCCCGUGUGCGUGGCCGCCACGGCGAUGCAGCGCAUGGCUCACCCCGACGGCGAGACCGCCACUGCCAGAGCCUGCCGGGCCGUGGGGACGGGGAUGAUGCUGAGCUCCUGGGCCACGUCUUCCAUCGAGGAGGUGGCAGCGGCGGCGGCGGGGGGCCUGCUGUGGCUGCAGCUGUACGUGUACAAGGACCGGCAGGUGACCGCGUCGCUGGUGAGGCGGGCGGAGCGCGCCGGCUACAGAGGCAUCUUCGUGACGGUCGACACGCCCUACCUGGGCCGGCGCGUGGCCGACGUGCGCAACAGGUUCCAGCUGCCUCCGCACCUCAGAUUAAAAAACUUUUCCAGCAGCGACCUGGCGUUUCCCUCAGGGAAAGACUUCGGAGAGAACAGCGGGCUGGCUGUGUACGUGGCUGAGGCCAUCGAUCCCAGCAUCAACUGGGAGGACAUCAAGUGGCUUCGGGGGCUCACCUCGCUGCCCAUCGUGGUGAAAGGCAUCCUCAGGGCUGAUGAUGCUAAAGAAGCUCUAAAGAUUGGGGUAAAUGGUAUCCUGGUGUCAAAUCACGGAGCACGACAGCUCGAUGGGGUCCCUGCCACUAUUGACGUGCUGCCUGAGAUCGUGGAGGCCGUGCAGGGGAAGGUGGAGGUGUUCCUGGAUGGGGGGGUGAGGAAAGGCACAGAUGUCCUCAAAGCUCUGGCUCUGGGUGCCAGAGCCGUGUUCAUCGGGAGGCCUCUGCUCUGGGGACUGGCUUAUCAAGGUGAAGAAGGAGCCAAAGACGUUCUGCAGAUGCUGAAGGAGGAGUUUCGCCUGGCAAUGGCACUGACAGGAUGCCGGAGAGUAGAAGAAAUUGGCAGGACACUGAUCCGAAGGCAUCAAGCGUUUUCCAAGAUUUAGGUCUGAAGAUUUUGCCUUGUGUGUUGCCUGUUGUGCUUCCAGACAAAACCCACGUGUGUUUGCUCUGUGGGCCUCAUCCUGCCAUCCUGACUGAGAAGGCACAGCCCCUUAGGGCAUCACUUGCUGAAGAAAAUACUCAAAGCAAAUUUUACAGGUGUUUCCAAAUGUUUUAGGUUCUUAAGGAAAGCUGCUGUACUGGGAGGUGUGAUUAGAGAUGGGAUUUGAGACAAGACUGGCACAGGAACCUUCAAGGUGUUUUGCAACAAAUGCUGGUAUUAAUUUCCAUGCCUGGGAGUAACUCAGCUGUUAAAAUGAAACUGUAAACAGGAAUGUUUUGAUAGCAAACAGAAAUGCUGAGAUUUAAAAUGCAAAAGAUACUUCUUGCUCGCUGUUUAGAGAAACUAGACUGGAGAUUGCAGAGAUUAAAUCUUGCUUUCUUGUGAA